ACCUGACGCAACCUUCCCGCCCCUCCUCCGGUAGCUCUCUGCCCAAAAACAAGUGGACCGUGGAGCUGUUAGGGGAAUAACAUCAGCGAGAGAGCGGGCUUGUGAUGGUCUUCACUGAUGCGGCUGCUUGGACUCAGGGUGGCGGACUACAAGUUGGACUGCAGUAGGGGAAUUCUUACAAGUUCUUAAGACACUCUGCCUCCAAAACAGAUUUUAAGGAUCUUUUGAAGAUUGGACGCAGGAAAGACAAAAACCUACAACUAUGGUCAUUUGUAACAACAAAUGAAAAACAGAUAUCUUUAUCUAUUUUUAUUUUGAGACAUUUUUAAGGAGCUUUUUGCAUUUAGCAGAUUAAUGAUGAACGCACCCUCAGGUCCUCAGAUUAUGGUGGACAGGGCUUGUGUCCAAGAGGAAGCAGAAUGUGGAGAAGACGUGGAUUUGUCUACAGACGACCAUCUCAUGAACUUGAAGGCCUUGACGGAGAAAUUAAGACUGGAGACCAGGAGACCUUCUUACUUGGAGUGGAAAGCCCGGCUCGAGGCGGAAAGCUCCAGAGAGUCAGGAACUGGAAAAGGCCCAAUCCAAGUUGAGCUUGAAGGCAAAGUAAUCUCUCCCAAAGAGACUGUAGUGAACUCUGAUGUGAUUCAGUGCAAGUUGCCAUCAGGUGUACUGAAGGGAUUUGGGAACAUCGAUGAAGCUCUCAGUUGGCUGAGGAGAGAACUGACAGACAUGCGCUUGCAGGACCAGCAGUUGGCGAGGCAGCUCAUGCGGCUCCGGAACGACAUCAAUAAGCUGAAGAUAGAGCAGACAUGCCACCUGCAUCGCCGGAUGCUCAAUAACGCCACCUUCGGCCUUGAGGAGCGGGACGAGCUGUCAGACCUGCUGUGCGAAUGUCCAGUCACCCCAGGGCUCGGCCUCUCUGCCCCGCUGAGACUCAUCGGCGUCACCAAGAUGAACAUUAACUCUCGCCGUUUCUCGCUCUGCUAGUGGCAGUGAUUGCACUUGAGGCAGAAAAUCCUGAAAACAAAGCUAAUACUAUCUUUGCUCCAGUGCAGCAUGCCAGCCAUGGCCAGAUGUUAGAUAGUGGUGAAAUCCUUUGUGCAUUUAGGGCUUGACCACAAUGUUUUGAGGAUGAACCUAGAUGUAAACCCUAUUUUUCAGUCCCUAUAAUCAAAGAGAGAGAUUUAGGUAAUGUGUAUUAUUUAGAAAGAAGAAUUUGAGUGUAGUAGGUACAUACAUAGUGUUUUUGCCACAAAACUAUACAUGGCAGCUAUAUACAGAAACCUCUUUUAAACCGCAGGAGAUUUUAGACCUUUUGACCAUCAUGACAUGAAACAGAAUACUUACUUUUUAAACUUAAGUAAAGCAAUCUCAAGCUUGUUCCUGUCUAGUUAUCAGUUAUACUGUUAUCGUUACCCUAUAUAUUGCCAUAUACUUUGGUUGUUUGCUGGGGCUUUUCGUGGUUUCUAUCUACAAGCAGAGAUUCACUAUUUAAAUAUAUAUUUUACUGCAUAUAGACCUCUGUAUGAUGCUUUCAGUGACAGUCAAGAUUUGUUUUUGUUCCAUGUCCUGGAUCUUAAUCUAAAUGUUUUGUGCUUUUAAAAAGAUGACUUAAUAUUGAUACAAAUAGUACACUAUACUAUACCCAACACAUAUUUGAGUUAGCGCGUAGUAGUAUCAAUUUAGCCAACAUUGCUUUUUUGUAGAAUAUGAUGAAAAUGAUUUAUUCUUUAUAAUGAUUGUCAAAUUGCAGAACAGUGCAGUCUUUUGCAGAACUUUCUUAAAAGUAAGGAUGUAUUUAUGUCUUGGAUGGAGCUUUGCCCUUUUUAUGCUUUUAUUGUUGAGUUCCAGCCUGAAAGUAACCAAUUGAGAUGGCAUUAUCUGUUUGAAACAAAAGCAUGGUUUAGUUUCAUGGAUAAACAUCGAAUUAUAACUCAUCUACAUCUCUGUGUACCAAAUGACAUGAUUAUGUGGAUCUUGUUAUGAGCCUUCUGUUAUGUCGGCAUAACAGAAUGGGAUAAUGAUGGGAUAUAUAAUUGGAGGUAACCUUUCCUUACUAUUUUUCUUUUGGGUUGUGGGGGUUUGCAUUUGAAAUGUGAGCAUAUGAAAUUUGAGUCAAGUAUAGUCCCAACGAACAGACCACGCAACAGCAAAAAGGAGUUUCAGGGUUUAAGAUGCCCCUCCUUGUGGCCCAUAUAUACUAUAAUACAAUCUGCACAAAAGCACAGCUUUAAAGCUCUCACACAUACCACAUCUAAUCUGUUUCUGGUACCGAUAGAGCAGAUUACCUCUGAAAUGACAUGGUUAACAUUGGUGACUACUACUGCUCAGACUGUUCCAACGUUAUAUGAUUAGCUUUUUGUACCAACACAAUACUUUUCCCCUAAAUAGCAAGAAAACAAAUGCUAUGUCAACUUGAUCUUGUGUUACUAAGCCUUUAAUCAACUGGAACAUACCUUAAAACUGGUUUGGUAAAAUAUGGUACCUUAAAUGGGUCAUUGUUUGUGCUAGUAUGUUUUCACACAUGUACUGGAAAUAAAUAAUCCAUCAAGAA
Messenger RNA from Siniperca chuatsi (mandarin fish), 2554 nucleotides. It is a transcript of the gene fam167ab, whose product is annotated as family with sequence similarity 167 member Ab. The transcript is spliced from 3 exons. The record is from RefSeq and is a predicted model, not a curated record. The coding region runs from base 355 to 987 and encodes 210 amino acids. NCBI's taxonomy places the organism in Eukaryota, Metazoa, Chordata, Actinopteri, Centrarchiformes, Sinipercidae.